Messenger RNA from Phragmites australis (common reed), 617 nucleotides. RefSeq lists its product as uncharacterized. The transcript has a single exon. Bases 124 to 468 code for a protein of 114 amino acids. The record is from RefSeq and is a predicted model, not a curated record. NCBI's taxonomy places the organism in Eukaryota, Viridiplantae, Streptophyta, Magnoliopsida, Poales, Poaceae.
GCCGCGACGCCAUACACGCCCACACGCCACACGGCUCUGCGCUCUCCCACACGCGCGCGCGCACCGCUGCUUCCUAGUCCCGGCCGCGCGUGGGCCGGCGGAGCGGAGGCAGUGAACGCCUGCAUGUGCUGCUCCCCAGACACGUUCCAGGCGGUGGGGAAGGAGGAAGAGGAGGAAGCGAUGGAGGACGUGUACCGCCGCACGACCGGGGUGGUCGCGUCCUGCUGGGGUCGGUUCGGCCUGGCGGCGCUGUGGUGCAGGCUCAGGCGGAUCGCCCUGCCGCGCCGGCACUACCGGACGUACAUCCUCGGCGCUGGCGGGCUCAACUACGAUCCGCUCAGCUACUCCCAGAACUUCGACGACGGGAAAAUCUGCGAGUGCGAGCCCGACUUCUUGGCCAGGUUCGCGGCCGCGCGGCACGCCGUCUUGCCGGGGCCGGUGGCAGUGGCACCAUCGGUGAAUUCUUGAGCCGUUUGUGCUUCCAGCCGUCUGAUACACUUGUACUUAGAGUUGGAUGAGCUAUCCGAGAGUUGACCUUUUAUGCUCAUCCGUUUGUACUGUGUAUCUGUUUUUGCAUAUAUCGUAGUGGAAUGUGAGUAGAUGCGUAUAAUUUUGCA